AAGCUAGAUUCUUGUUUUCUCUCUCCCUCUUUUUCAUUUCAAAUCUUUAUCGCUCUCUCGUCUAGGGUUUAUUCAACAUAUACAUACACUAUAUUGUAAGUAUAGAUCUCCGCUUAAUUUAUUCUCUGCCCGGGUCACAUCUCCGAUCCGAAGAUGCCUUCGGUGGAAGAUUUGUGGGAGAGGUUGGUGCGUGCUGCACUGCAUAGGGAUAGAAUCGGGAAUGAUGCAUAUGGACGUCAUGGCGGCAUUGCUGCUAAUGUCCCAUCGUCUCUUACAAACAAUCGGGACAUUGAUUCCAUAUUAAGAGCAGCAGAUGAAAUCCAAGAUGAAGAUGCAACCAUAUCUAGAAUCUUAUGCGAGCAUGCAUAUUCAUUGGCCCAAAAUCUGGAUCCUAACAGUGAGGGAAGAGGUGUCCUACAAUUUAAGACUGGGUUGAUGUCCGUCAUCAAGCAAAAGCUAGCAAAAAGGGAUGGAGGAGGUAUCGAUAGAAGCCAGGACAUCGCUCGCUUGCGCGAAUUCUAUAAGCUAUACAGAGAGAAGAAUAGAGUAGACAAGAUGCAGGAAGAGGAAAUGUUGUUGAGAGAAUCUGGCACAUUUAGUGGAAACCUUGGAGAACUGGAACGAAAAACUGUCAAGAGGAAAAGGGUUUUUGCAACUCUCAAAGUUUUAGGGACAGUACUGGAGCAGCUCAGUAAGGAGGUUUCUUCUGAAGAUGCUGAUAGAUUAAUUCCUGACGAGCUGAAACGCAUGAUAAAAUCAGAUGCGGCAAUGACAGAGGAUUUAGUUUCUUAUAACAUUAUACCGCUUGAUGCUCCGACAAUAGGAAAUGUCAUAACAUCAUUUGGCGAGGUACAAGCAGCAAUUUCUGCUGUGAAGUACUUCAGGGGUCUACCGAAAUUGCCAGAUAACUUCCCCAUUCCUGCCUCAAGGAAUGCGGAUAUCUUUGAUUUUCUGCAUUACGUGUUUGGGUUUCAGAAAGAUAAUGUUUCCAAUCAGCGCGAACAUGUUGUGCAUCUUCUUGCUAAUGGACAAAGUCGUCUUGGUAUACCUGAGGUGCCUGAACCGAAACUGGAUGAAGCUGCUGCACAGGAGGUAUUUCUGAAAUCACUGGAUAACUACAUCAACUGGUGCAAGUAUUUGAGCAUCCCACUGGUUUGGAGCAAGUUGCCAGAUGUUAGCACAGAGAGGAAGCUGCUAUUUUUAAGUUUAUAUUUUUUAAUAUGGGGUGAAGCUGCCAACAUCAGAUUUCUUCCUGAAUGCUUGUGCUACAUAUUCCAUCAUAUGGGAAUGGAACUAAAUGAAAUUUUGCGACAACAAGUUGCUCAACCUGCCAAAAGUUGUGCAUCUGAAGCUGGGAUUUCUUUCCUGGAUCAAGUUAUAUGUCCUCUUUAUGAUGUUAUUGCUGCGGAGGCUGGAAACAAUGAUAAUGGGCGAGCACCUCAUUCCGCAUGGAGAAACUAUGAUGAUUUCAAUGAGUAUUUUUGGUCAAUCCCUUGCUUUCAAGAACUUAGUUGGCCAUGGCGCACUGGUUCCUCUUUUCUCAUCAAGCCACCAAAGAGGUCAAAGAAUUUUUUGAAAUCCGGAAAAAGCAAACGCCAGGGCAAAACUUCUUUUGUUGAGCACAGGACAUUUCUGCAUCUGUAUCAUAGCUUCCACCGCCUAUGGAUCUUCCUUUUCAUGAUGUUUCAGGGACUUGCAAUCAUUGCUUUCAAUGAUGGAAACUUGGACUCCAAGACCUUACGAGAAGCCCUUAGUCUUGCUCCAACUUAUUUUGUAAUGAAGUUUGUUCAGAGUGUGCUUGACAUUUUAAUGUUGUAUGGUGCCUAUGCUACGACUAGACCUGCAGCAGUUUCAAGAAUUUUUAUCAAGUUCUUGUGGUUUAGCACCGCUUCAGUUGUCAUGUCUUUCCUUUAUGUGAAAGCACUCCAAGAGAGAGAUAGAUCAAUCGCGGGGUCACUUUUGUUGAGAGUAUAUGUUAUUGCUAUAGCUAUCUAUGCUGGCAUCAUGUUCUUUAUGAGUGUCCUAAUGAGGAUACCAGCUUGUCACAGUAUUACCAAUUCAUGCAAUAGCUGGACUUUAGUUCACUUUUUAAAGUGGAUGAAUCAGGAACGCUAUUAUGUCGGCCGUGGGUUGUAUGAGAAGACCACAAGCUAUAUGAAGUAUAUGUUUUUCUGGUUUAUAGUCCUUGGAGCCAAGUUUGCCUUCGCUUAUUUCCUUCAGAUAAGACCCCUUGUCAAACCAACACGGGUAAUAGUGGAUAUCACGGACCUAAGGUAUUCAUGGCAUGACUUUGUAUCCAAAAAUAAUCACAAUGCACUAACAAUUGCCAGCAUAUGGGCCCCAGUGAUUUGUAUCUAUUUGUUGGAUCUUCAAAUUUUUUACACCCUUGUCUCGGCUGUAUGGGGGUUCUUGCUUGGUGCGAGAGAUCGUAUUGGGGAGAUCAGGUCUUUGGAUGCUGUCCACAAGCUAUUUGAAAGUUUCCCAGAAGCUUUUAUUAAGAGGCUAGAUGUUCCUUCCGGCAGGAAUUCAUACCAUUCAUCUGGUCAGGUCCCGGAGAUGGUCAAGGCUGAUGCAACUAGGUUUUCUCCUUUUUGGAAUGAGAUUAUACGAAAUCUGCGAGAAGAAGAUUACAUUACAAGUUUAGAAAUGGAGCUGCUUCAAAUGCCUAAGAAUUCUGGAGUUAUUCCCAUGGUCCAGUGGCCCCUUUUUCUUUUAGCAAGCAAGAUUAUUCUUGCUAAAGAUAUAGCAGCAGAGAACCGGGAGUCGCAAGAUGAGCUAUGGGAUAGAAUCUGUAAGGAUGACUACAUGAAAUAUGCAGUUAUUGAAUUCUAUCAUUCAUUCAAGCUUAUCCUUACAUCUAUAUUGGACGAUGAAGGAAAGAUGUGGGUUGAACGUAUCUGUAAAGAUAUAAAUGAAAGUAUCACAAGGAAGAGUAUUAAUGACGAUUUUCGGCUCAGUAUGCUUUCUCUUGUCAUUCAAAAAGUUACGGCACUAAUGGGAAUACUGAAAGGCACCGAAACUCCAGAACUUGUUAAUGGUGCAAUUAAAGCUGUUCAGGAUUUGUAUGAUGUGGUACGAAUUGAUGUCCUUUCUAUCAAUAUGAGUAAGAAUUAUGACACUUGGAAUUUGUUGCAAAAAGCAAGGACUGAAGGUAGACUGUUUUCAAAGUUAAAGUGGCCUAGAGACCCUGAGUUGAGAUCACAAGUUAAAAGAUUAUAUUCCUUGUUAACUAUUAAAGACUCUGCUGCCAAUAUCCCAAGAAAUUUGGAGGCUAGACGUAGGUUAGAAUUCUUCACAAAUUCUCUCUUCAUGGACAUGCCUCAAACCAAGCCUGUCCGUGCUAUGUUGUCCUUCAGUGUAUUCACUCCUUACUAUUCCGAGACUGUGCUGUAUAGUAUGCCUGAGCUACUUAAAAAGAAUGAAGAUGGAAUUUCAACGUUAUUUUAUCUCCAGAAGAUAUAUCCAGAUGAAUGGAAAAACUUUCUUGCGCGAAUUGGUCGUGAUGAAAAUGCCCAUGAGUCUGAACUUAAUGAUAAUCCCAAUGAUAUACUCGAACUCCGGUUUUGGGCGUCAUACCGUGGGCAAACACUAGCCAGAACUGUUCGUGGAAUGAUGUACUACAGAAAAGCGAUAAUGCUCCAGGCUUAUCUGGAGAGGACGACUGCAGGAGAUAUGGAAGCAGCUCUUUCCAAUAACGAAGCAAAUGAUACUCAAGGUUUUGAGUUAUCUCCAGAAGCUAGGGCUCAAGCUGACCUAAAAUUUACAUAUGUGGUUACUUGCCAAAUAUAUGGAAAACAGAAAGAAGACCAAAAACCCGAGGCUGCAGAUAUUGCAUUGCUGAUGCAAAGAAAUGAAGCCCUUCGAGUUGCCUUUAUUGAUGAGGUCGAGACUAUGAAAGAUGGAAUUGUGCAGACAGAGUUCUACUCCAAACUUGUAAAAGCUGAUAUCAACGGCAAAGAUAAGGAAAUCUACUCAGUUAAGUUGCCUGGAAACCCAAAGCUUGGUGAGGGGAAACCAGAAAAUCAGAAUCAUGCUGUUAUAUUUACCCGUGGUAAUGCAAUGCAGACGAUUGACAUGAAUCAGGAUAAUUAUUUCGAGGAAGCUUUAAAGAUGAGGAAUCUUCUUGAAGAAUUUUAUCGUAAUCAUGGUCUUCGUCCUCCUACAAUACUGGGGGUGAGGGAACAUGUAUUUACGGGAAGUGUUUCUUCGUUGGCAUCUUUCAUGUCAAAUCAGGAAACUAGUUUUGUUACUCUUGGACAACGUAUACUUGCAAAUCCUUUGAAGGUCCGAAUGCACUAUGGUCAUCCAGAUGUUUUUGAUAGAGUUUUCCAUAUCACACGUGGCGGUAUCAGCAAGGCCUCUCGUGUGAUUAACAUCAGUGAAGAUAUUUAUGCGGGGUUUAAUUCAACUUUGCGCCAAGGAAAUAUUACUCACCAUGAAUAUAUCCAGGUUGGAAAAGGAAGGGAUGUUGGUCUCAAUCAGAUUGCUUUAUUCGAGGGAAAAGUUGCAGGCGGGAAUGGCGAACAAGUUCUUAGCAGAGAUGUUUACAGGCUUGGACAGCUCCUCGAUUUCUACCGAAUGAUGUCGUUCUACUUUACCACUGUUGGCUACUAUUUUUGCACGAUGUUAACCGUUCUGACUGUAUACAUUUUCCUUUAUGGGAAGACAUACUUGGCCCUUUCAGGUGUUGGUGAAGAUAUUAAGGACAGGGCAUCAGUGACAAAAAAUACUGCUUUAACUGCUGCACUAAAUACACAAUUUCUGUUUCAAAUUGGUGUGUUUACUGCUGUACCAAUGAUUCUGGGUUUUAUAUUGGAACAGGGCUUUUUACGGGCCGUUGUUAGUUUUGUUACCAUGCAGUUUCAGCUUUCCACCGUAUUUUUUACAUUCUCCUUGGGCACAAGGACUCAUUAUUUUGGUCGGACUAUUUUGCAUGGAGGCGCAAAGUAUCAUGCAACUGGUAGGGGAUUUGUGGUACGCCAUAUCAAAUUUUCCGAGAAUUACCGGCUUUAUGCUCGCAGUCAUUUUGUCAAGGGAAUGGAAGUAGCACUUUUGUUGGUGGUGUACCUGGCAUAUGGGAAUGAUGAUGAUGGUGCCCUGUCUUAUAUACUUCUAACUGUUAGCAGUUGGUUUAUGGUUAUAUCAUGGCUUUAUGCUCCAUACAUAUUCAAUCCAUCUGGAUUUGAAUGGCAAAAGGCCGUGGAGGACUUUAGAGAUUGGACAAACUGGCUUCUAUAUAGGGGUGGAAUUGGGGUAAAAGGAGAAGAAAGCUGGGAAGCUUGGUGGGAUGAGGAGCUGAUACAUAUUCGAACAUUUGGAUCAAGAUUGAUGGAGACCAUUUUGAGCCUUAGAUUUUUUAUCUUUCAAUAUGGUAUUGUGUACAAGUUAAAUGUACAAGAUAAAGACACUUCACUUACGGUAUAUGGGCUAUCAUGGCUUGUGCUGCUGGGGCUUUUAAUACUUUUCAAGGUUUUUACCUUCAGCCAGAAGAUAUCAGUGAAUUUUCAGUUGUUGUUGCGAUUCAUUCAAGGCAUAACUUUCCUUCUAGCACUAGCUGGCGUGGCUGCUGCAGUUGCACUUACUGAUUUGACUAUUGGGGAUAUAUUUUCUUGUAUCUUAGCUUUUAUACCCACUGGGUGGGGAAUUCUUUCUAUUGCUGUGGCAUGGAAACCAUUUGUGAAGAAAACGGGCUUGUGGAAAUCAAUUCGAUCAAUGGCUCGCCUAUAUGAUGCAGGGAUGGGGAUUCUUAUCUUCAUUCCCAUUGCAUUUUUUUCGUGGUUCCCCUUUGUAUCAACAUUCCAAACCCGACUUAUGUUCAACCAAGCAUUUAGCAGAGGACUGGAGAUCUCCCUUAUUCUUGCCGGAAACAACCCAAAUACUGGUUUAUGAAAACAAUUUUGUAAAUGUUGAACUUUGUAGCAUUAUCUUGUCCAUAGGCACUAACCUUUUCAGAGUAUUGUGAACACAAGGGAUUUAAUAUUUACCCCCACACCUUUGUAUAAUUUAUGUAAUUUUGUGAAAUAUUCUAAAAAGAUCUUGGAUAUUUGAACUGGUCAGCUUUAUUAUAAGAUUCUAUCUUCGAAUUGA
Daucus carota subsp. sativus is the source of this 6087-nucleotide messenger RNA. RefSeq names its product callose synthase 9. The transcript has 52 exons. Gene Ontology annotation, molecular function: 1,3-beta-D-glucan synthase activity. Gene Ontology annotation, biological process: (1->3)-beta-D-glucan biosynthetic process. Gene Ontology annotation, cellular component: plasma membrane; 1,3-beta-D-glucan synthase complex. Lineage: Eukaryota; Viridiplantae; Streptophyta; Magnoliopsida; Apiales; Apiaceae. The coding region runs from base 154 to 5889 and encodes 1911 amino acids. The record is from RefSeq and is a predicted model, not a curated record.